GGAUCUAUUCAUCUUCUUCUCCUAACUACUCAACCAUGUCUCAAGUAUUCAGUGAUAAUAUACUCUAUUACAAUCCUAUCUCUGUGUUCUCUAAUGUAGCUGUCCUGUUGCUAUGUGAAAAGGGUAUCCAGGAUCAGUUUGAAUUCAAGCCUCUUCAGAUGGGUAUUGACAACAAUGCACCUUGGUACAUCAAAUUGAACCCAAAGGGACAAGUACCUACCUUGAUUCAUUUAGGAAAACCUAUUCCUGAUUCUCUUGCCAUCGCACGUCAUUUGGAUACAUGCUUCGGACCCACACCGGUGUUCUCGGCGGAUGAUCCAAACGUAUUAAAGGUGGUGGAGCAAUGGAGACAGGUGCGCGUAUUAUCUUUGGUGGCUGGCAAAAAAAGCAGCACACAGGAUACGACUGGAAUUGAAGCCAAUUUAAACCAAUCCCGUCAACAGUUAUUAAAGUCUAUGGAGGAAGAACCCACCUUAAAAGAAAAGUAUCUCGUUCGUCUGGAUGUGCAUGACGACCGAGCGGAUCUGCUGUUGAAUCAUUCGACUUAUUUGAAGCACAAGGCUGGAUUGGAAAGCUUGUUGUGUGACACAGAGCGUACUUUGAAGGAAAACGACGGAUGCUUGGUGCGCAAUCAUUCACAUACACUGGCCGAUGUGUAUGUCACCGCCAUUCUUUAUUGGUUAAUGGGUAAAUUGGACAAAGACAUCUUAAAGGACAAGCCCGCUUUAAAGGAUUAUUAUUUAAAACAAACAGCCAGACCUAGUUUUGCUAAGGCGUUCUUUAAUUAAAAUAAAUAAAAAAAUGGGGUUUUUUUUUUUUAAAAUAA
Messenger RNA from Mucor mucedo, 826 nucleotides. RefSeq lists its product as uncharacterized. The transcript has a single exon. Lineage: Eukaryota; Fungi; Mucoromycota; Mucoromycetes; Mucorales; Mucoraceae. The record is from RefSeq and is a predicted model, not a curated record. Gene Ontology annotation, molecular function: glutathione transferase activity. The coding region runs from base 36 to 788 and encodes 250 amino acids.